AUGGAUGAACCAUUAUUUUAUAUCGACCUAAAUCAGCUUCCUAAUGAUGGAGGAAGGGUGAUCAAAUUUGAACAAAAUGCAUCAGAGUUGAAUGAGUACCCAAAAGAAAUUGAUCCUUUCAUUGGUCAAUGUUUUCUUAGUGAAGAAAAAGCUUUCGAAUAUGCCAACGAAUCACAAAAGAAGAAAAAGAAGAUAUCCUCAAGUGAUAUUUGUAACGCCCCGAAUUUUGGUGGUGAUUUUGGCUACGUGAAAGACUUGAUUGAGCAAGAAAGGAGAAAAGAAAACAGAGACAGGGAAAGCCAGAGAGAGACAGGGAAAGCCAGAGAGAAAGGCUUUGUUAGAGACAAAGGUUUUGGCAGCUGGUGUUUGGGUUUUACGCCGCUUGUUUCGUGGAUUUUUGCCAUUUCUUCGGUUGUUCCGGUCCCGUUGGUGCGAGGUGGGAUGGUUGUUCCUGUUCCAUUUCGCCGUUGGGUGCAUGUAAAACAUCGGAAUCCUCAAAAUCUACAUGGAGGGUUUUAUUGUCUUCUACCUAUUCGAGGCCAAAGGGUGAUUGCUGCUGUUGCGAGGUAUCGACAUGGUGGACAGCUGGAGUAUAAAGCUUAUAGUAUGUUUGUGCGCGAAUACAGAGACGUAUUGGGUUUGGGUGAUAAUUUGAUAUGGGCUGUACGUGAUGAUUUAGUCAAAUGGUUGGAUGCUCUCGUGCAUAAUUCAUUCGUACGCUAUAGCACUCCAGAUGUUGACCGAUGCUGGUAUGUUAAGCGUAUCUCACAACUCCUUGUGUUUGCUCCUACCAUGCUGCUACCCCAAGGUUUACAGAGUUCUUUUGAAGGGAUUGGUAGAAGCACUUGGAUUUUGUUAAGACAUGGGUCGAAAGCUUGGCCUAUUCAAGUUGUGGAUGCUGUGAUGCGGAAUGGUUGGCGUGAGUUUCGUACAACCCAUGGCAUCACAUCUAACUAUAAGCUUAUUUUAAUGUGUGAGCGGAAGUGGGUUUUCAAUGCGAUAAUCCUUGAUCAAAAUGAUAUUGAAGUGUCAUAUAACUAGACAAUGUUACUAAAUGAACAUUGGCGUGGAUUCCACUCUAUUCAAGGUAAUCUUAUAACUGCUUGUUCACCGUCAACAAUCCUACGUAAUUUACCGCUCAUAAAGUCUGGAUAUUGCUGCACCCCAGAAGUGAAUUAUCUGCAGGAAUUUCAAACUAGGCUUGAACCUGUGCUUGAAGACCUAAACUUGCAGAGUAUUUCAGUUCGGAUGGGAAAUAGAACUUGGACGAUAUCUAUUGAUAGUGGAUAUCUGAAUGCUGCUAUGUUCAAUCCCUUGUUGAAUGCUUUGCAGCUUCAACUCUAUGAUUAUGUCUUCAUCACUAUGCUGCCAAACCUUGAGGUUAAAGUUGUCGUCCUUGAUGCUGGAAAUGAGAGGGAAAGGAUUUAUGAUUGGCUUUAGCUUCAGGUUAAUCUCUGGUCAUUUUGGUAUAUUAUGAAGACAC
Messenger RNA from Rhododendron vialii, 1483 nucleotides. RefSeq lists its product as uncharacterized. Lineage: Eukaryota; Viridiplantae; Streptophyta; Magnoliopsida; Ericales; Ericaceae. The record is from RefSeq and is a predicted model, not a curated record. Bases 1 to 1041 code for a protein of 346 amino acids. The transcript is spliced from 8 exons.